This is a messenger RNA of Spathaspora passalidarum NRRL Y-27907, 741 nucleotides long. RefSeq lists its product as uncharacterized. Lineage: Eukaryota; Fungi; Ascomycota; Pichiomycetes; Serinales; Debaryomycetaceae. The transcript has a single exon. Gene Ontology annotation, molecular function: L-cystine transmembrane transporter activity. The record is from RefSeq and is a predicted model, not a curated record. Gene Ontology annotation, biological process: L-cystine transport. Bases 1 to 741 code for a protein of 246 amino acids. Gene Ontology annotation, cellular component: vacuolar membrane; fungal-type vacuole.
AUGUCAAUAUCAAAUGUGUCAGUACUGCUAAGCAAUAUCCUACAGCUCACAUCAAUAUGUUAUCAACUACAUUUCAACAAGGUUAAAAAGUCAAUCUAUGGGUUAUCAUAUGACAUGAUAAUACUAGCGCUUGUGUCCGCAUUCACAUCAAUGCUUUCCACCAUUCUAUAUUCCUAUGAUUCGCUAGUUCGACAUCAGUACGUAGUACGCUAUAGCCAAUAUCCAGAAAUCCCCAUAUCUUAUACCGUACUCAUAUUGGAAACAGUUAUAUUCUUUGCAUAUACUGUUCUAUUCAGACAAUUAUUCACAUAUAGCAAGUCUAGAAACACCAACCAAGGAAUAAGCCAUCCGUGUACUUUUCUUCUUAGUACAUUCUUUGUCAUAUUGGUGUAUUUAGUGUACAUGGUAUGUACGUCUGAACCAUUAUAUGUGCUAGAUAUCGUUGAUUUCAUAUGGAUGAUAAGUAAGGUAUCAAGUGCAGUAAAGUAUAUACCUCAAAUAUCUAUGAACUGGUUUGGCGAGUGCGUCCGAGGGUUACAUCAUCAUUGGUUAUUACUAGAGGGAUUAGCGGUGCUAUUUAUGUUGAUCCUGAGAUACAGUAUGGACGUUCCAUUUUGGAACAUACCUGUCAACUAUCCCAGCUGGUUCGUCAUUGGAAUUCAAACCAGUUGCAUAAUCAUACUCUGGCGCCAAUUCUUAAUCUACGCUGAAAAUAAACCUCGGUUAAAGUAUGCAGAAUAA